UGUUGAUGUACAUCCGUAUUAAAUGUUAAACAACAACAACGUUAUAUACUGUAUUUAUAUUAAUUUAGAGGAGUAAAAGUAGCCUAUGAUAUAUGCUUAAUCAUGUAGUGAAUCUUUCCAAAGCAAAACAACUCCGUACAUGAAAACAAAACAACCUCUGUACAUUAACAUAUGCACUGCCAUAAUCAUUUUCUUGACCAAAAAACUACAAAUAAAACAAGAUUUUCUCCCGAUAUUGAGCGGAACUGAUGUUAGAGAUUCAGAAUCAUACGGAGCGAUUUAUCAGCCGGACCAGGGGAGACGAGCGACAUUUCAUCACAAAUGUUUGAAUGAAUUUAAAUAAACUGCUAAUGAAAUCUCGAGAUAAACAGCAGGGUGAAGUUAAACAUCAUGAGUGUGGACAUUGUGGUAAAAAUGCAACAAAAAUGAAGUUUUAUUGUGUCUUUACGCCCCCAACUGCGUUUAGCGAAUGUGUGCGAGCGUACCGAUGUAAAUCAGUAACAUUAAUGAUUAUGCUGCUUGUUUGUGUCUGACACGUGCACACCUGUGAUGCGUGUGGAUUUUGCAGCAAAAACGCGACAUCGUUUCAUACAAAGUGAUGAUGCGUUGAAACGUUAGUUGACAGUCAUACGAGUGAUCGAAAAACAGGCAUUGAACACAACGCAAGCAUCAGAUCAACACGUGCAGUCACGCUAUUAUUUUGUACUGUUAAACUAUAGCAAGUAAUAACUAUAAAACUAUACAUAGAGUCUACAUAUAUGCAAAUAAACAUCAUAAUACGUCAAUAUUAAAUGAGAAUGUCUGCGUUGUGCACAAAGCAUCUUUUCCAGAACUUCAGGUGUGCGGUGCACAGGCUUUCUGUGUCCGUUCGGCUGCCGGUCAGCAGAAGGUUUCUCAGCAAAAGCGUUCAGCUCUCCAAAGUCUCCAAAGUGGGGCUGUUGUGUUGGAGCGCGGGCGGCAUGUCGUACUGCACCGGCCCACGGGCGCUGUGUCAGCAGUGCGGAACCCCGGAGAGAAAAUCUGUGGCCCGGCUUCAGGUCCACAGCUUGGUUUUCAUCUUGCGCCUGGGCCUGCGUGCUUUGGUGGUGCUUCUGAAGUUCGGCCCCCUUCUGCUUCUGUAUCCUCUGACUUUAUUGUCUCGCCGCUGGGCGUCGCAUUGGUUGGACGCCCUGCUUUGGGUCACGGAGACCUCCGGACCCACGUUUAUGAAGCUGGGUCAGUGGGCCAGCACCAGACGGGACAUCUUCUCGCAGGACUUCUGCGAUCGUUUCUCCAGGCUCCACGUGCGAGUCAAGCCUCACGCGUGGGCGCACACCAAAGAGUGUCUGCGGAGAGCGUUUGGAGAAGGUUGGAGGCAGAUGUUUGUUUUCGACAGUAAGGAGCCCGUCGGCUCGGGCUGCGUGGCACAGGUGUACCGCGCCAAGGCCAGGGUGGGGAACGUGGACGAUCCGGCAUUCCGACAGCUGCUGGAGGAUCUGGAAAAGAACAAUGUCAUGGAGGCCUGGGAGAUUCCUGGUCUUGGAGGAGCGUUGAGCGGUCUUUGGGAGACAUGCAGGGAUGAAGAAGAAGAAAGUGUGGACUUUACAGAGAGAGCAACCGUCCAGAGAGAAGAGGAGCGUCUGAUACCUGUGGCUAUAAAGGUUCUUCAUCCUGGAAUCAGAAGGCAGGUGCAGAUCGAUCUGACGUUAAUGAAAGCUGGAAGUUUAUUCCUCCACUGUUUGCCCGGCAUCAAGUGGCUCAGUCUGCCUGAGAUCGUUCAGGAGUUCGAGAAGCUCAUGACCAAACAGAUCGAUCUCCGCUUCGAGGCCCAAAACAUGGAAAGGUUCCAGAAGAACUUCCGAGAUCUGGACUACGUGAAAUUUCCCACACCGCUCCGGCCGUUCGUCACGAGGAGCGUCUUGGUAGAAACGUACGAGGAAAGCGAACCCAUCUCGAAGUACCUGAGCCCCGAGGUGCCGGCGGCUGUGAAGCGGAGAAUUGCUAGGAUGGGUGUAGGGCUGCUUCUGAAAAUGGUGUUUGUAGAUAACUUUGUCCACGGUGACCUCCAUCCCGGGAACAUUCUGGUCCAGAUGGGCGGAGGAGAGGAGCCGCAGGACAGGGUCACCCUCACUGAUCUGUGGGACACGGUGGUCGUCAGCGUGAGGUCGAGUGGUCCGCUGCUGCAGCUGGUGCUGUUAGACGCUGGUAUCGUGGCUCAGCUCAGCGAGGAGGAUCAGCGUAACUUCAGAGCCGUGUUCACUGCUGUCGUUCUCAAACGGGGCGAGCGGGUGGCAGAGCUCAUUCUUCAUCACGCGCGGGCCAGCGAGUGUCAGGAUGUGACGCGCUUCAAGAAAGAAAUGGCUGAACUAGUGGACGGCGCUCUCAGCGACACUCUCUCUCUGGGGAAGAUUCAGGUAGCUGAGCUGCUGUCUAAAGUCUUUGGUUUACUGAUCCGUCACAAGGUGAAGUUGGAGAGUAAUUUCGCAUCAAUGGUGUUUGCCAUCAUGGUUCUGGAAGGUUUGGGAAGGUCACUGGAUCCUCACCUGGACAUUCUGGAGAUGGCCAAAGCCAUUCUGCUGAAGAACCGCACGUCUCUCCUCUGAUACGAAAUGUUUUCUUCAUUAUUCCACACAAAACGUGACAGCAUCAUGAGAUAGGAUUGUACACACGGGGACAGAUUUUUCUCAGUGUGAACUAAAGGAAAAUGUAU
Messenger RNA from Triplophysa rosa, 2689 nucleotides. It is a transcript of the gene adck2, whose product is annotated as aarF domain containing kinase 2. Gene Ontology annotation, cellular component: mitochondrion. The transcript has 8 exons. Lineage: Eukaryota; Metazoa; Chordata; Actinopteri; Cypriniformes; Nemacheilidae. Gene Ontology annotation, molecular function: protein kinase activity; ATP binding. The coding region runs from base 792 to 2582 and encodes 596 amino acids. The record is from RefSeq and is a predicted model, not a curated record. Gene Ontology annotation, biological process: protein phosphorylation.